Mixia osmundae IAM 14324 is the source of this 794-nucleotide messenger RNA. RefSeq lists its product as uncharacterized. The transcript is spliced from 4 exons. The record is from RefSeq and is a predicted model, not a curated record. NCBI's taxonomy places the organism in Eukaryota, Fungi, Basidiomycota, Mixiomycetes, Mixiales, Mixiaceae. Gene Ontology annotation, cellular component: mitochondrion. Gene Ontology annotation, molecular function: flavin adenine dinucleotide binding; flavin-dependent sulfhydryl oxidase activity. Bases 71 to 715 code for a protein of 214 amino acids.
GCUCCGCGCUCAACGCUCAGCUGGGAAUCAUCACGAGCUGAGUGAUCAUUGUCUUGUUCACCAAUGCUCGAUGCCGCUGCCGAGACUAGCCCUGCCUUUCAUCUAUGCGGCAGUGAUGCUGCUAUUGCCGACACUUUAUCUGCUUCAUCGUAGUCACGGACAGGACGUUGGCGACACGCUAGAUAUGCUCGGCUCCCUUCGUGACAGCAGUGCAUUUGGGUCGUUGCGGCAUCCAUCGCAGCUCGCAGAUCUCGCUGGGAGCCCAAUGCAUGGCCUCGAGGCACAGCACGCCUCAGUGAAGGGACCGGUCAUCAUGCCGAAGCUCGGCAAUGCGACGGUCAAGGCCGAGCUCGGUAGAGCCGCAUGGAAAGUAUUGCACACGAUGGGUCAAAGGUUCCCCGACAAGCCUACGACAGACGAGAAAGAAGCAUUCAAGGCAUUCUUAUGGCUUUUCUCGAGGCUGUAUCCCUGCGGCGAAUGCGCUCAACAUUUUCAUGAGUUGCUCGUGCAGUAUCCGCCUCAGACGGCGAGCAAGAGUGUCGUGAGCAUCUAUCUGUGUUCGAUGCACAAUAAAGUCAAUGAGAGCCUGGACAAGCCCUUAUUCGAUUGCUCAAAGCUUGAGGGACUGUACGACUGCGGCUGUGGCGACGACAAGCACGAACGAGAGAGCGAGGCGAAGGACGCAGUCACAGGUGCGCCUCUCGUGCACGGAUAGCGGCGACCAUUAGACCGUUCCAUAAAGCUUUGUAUACAUUGUUGUUGUCCUAAUUGCAGCAGCAGACUGACGAAAACAA